Messenger RNA from Linum trigynum, 1150 nucleotides. Lineage: Eukaryota; Viridiplantae; Streptophyta; Magnoliopsida; Malpighiales; Linaceae. The record is from the annotation of a GenBank genome assembly.
GGAUCAAUAAGAAGAAUAAUAAGAAAACUCUCCAAACCCUAUUCUCCCAAUCCUCUCAAUUCUCGUUCCCAAUCCUUCUAAAGGCCUAGGCCGAUUCUCUAUCUAUCUUUCUCAAAUCCUUAAUUCUGUUCUUAAUUCCUAAAUCCCCAAUUCCCGAUAGAACCCUAAUCACAGGUUCUAUCAAUUGGUAUCAGAGCCAUGGUCACGAGUUUGAGUUCAUCACAACUCUCACAAGGGAAUUGUUAUCAGAAACCCUAUCACACGUUUGAAGCUCUCCAAGCCAGUUUAGCUAGAAGGGAAGCUCACACCGACUAUAUGAUAGCAGGCCUGAAAGAACUUCGAGCCAAACUCGAGCGCUAUGCGGCCCGUCGUCGCGCGACCCGCAACCAGCCAGAGUCGACGUCGAAGGAUUCAUCAGCAUCAGCCUCCAUUGAAGACACUCCUGCUAACGUGGAGUUUGCUCCUGCUGCCGUGGAAAUCAGCUCAAUCGGCGCAGCUCCUCAACCAGCUGUGACGGCAGAAUCGUCAGAGGUGACGGCAAAUGACUGCUCGGCAGUCACGGAGGAGGCUGCAGACGACGACAAAGUGGAACAACAGUCCUUGACCGCGAGCGAUGAGGCCGCCGACAAGACUAAGGCGACUCAGGAACCACCACCGGCGGCGGCUGAAAUCUUUGUCAUAUUUCUCCCAGCUAUUGUCGAGAAAGGAGAUUCGGAUACCGCUAACAAGGACGAGCAGCAGCUGCUUCAACAGACCACGUCGUCUCAUCAGCAACACCCACCAACAUUGCGGCAGUUUCAAGGAUCGCCAUUCCCUCUACUGGGAAGGACGAAUCGUGCCCUGAGGAGACUUCACUGGAUCUGAAGUUGGGAGAAGAAUUGCAGGUAAAGUCAAGAACCACCCCAACCCUAUUAAAAAUCCCAAUCGCUUGCUGGAAGUUUAGGAAGAAAGAGAAGUUGACGAAGAUGGAAGAGGCGGCGAAGAGCUACCGGGUUGUCUCACCGGAGAACAACGCCAUGUCGGAGAAGAAGCAAGAGCGAUCGGAGUUGCAAGUCGCAGGAGGAAACGACGAUUGGUGGCAGUUCGAACCGCGACGUCGGCGACAGAGAAGAAGAAGCCGCUGAAACAAGAAGAAAAUGGGAUUUGUGCA